Phragmites australis (common reed) is the source of this 3295-nucleotide messenger RNA. Its product is annotated as homeobox-leucine zipper protein HOX7-like. The coding region runs from base 2222 to 2986 and encodes 254 amino acids. Gene Ontology annotation, biological process: regulation of DNA-templated transcription. Gene Ontology annotation, molecular function: sequence-specific DNA binding; DNA-binding transcription factor activity, RNA polymerase II-specific. Lineage: Eukaryota; Viridiplantae; Streptophyta; Magnoliopsida; Poales; Poaceae. The transcript has 9 exons. The record is from RefSeq and is a predicted model, not a curated record.
GUGGGUCCGCCACGGCCGCGGCCGACCACCUGCUUCGUUGCGACUCCCGUCUGCCGCGGGGCGCGCCGCGUCUCCGAGAAGCGAGCGACCGCCGCGCCGUCCUUGUGGACCUUCUGCUCCGUCCAAGUUCGCAUUGAAAUCCCUGCUAGUAUUCGGUGAGAUGUCAUAUACAAGGAAGAGGUUUGAAGCUUUCGCAAUUGUAUCUUGACCGGCUGAUAGUGAACCCAUUGUGUUUAAAGCAUACGAACAAAAUGCAAGUUGCGGGCAGCCACUUAGACAUAAUUUGGUACUGCGUUGAUAUUGAUUAUUGAGCUCAAGCAACUACCACAAAAGGCGUAGAUUUCUGCAUUAUGUGAUUGCUCACAUUUCACAUAACUAGAGUGUAGGCUGUGGACUUUCUUUAAACUGAGAGGACAAUGCUUCUUCUGGCGUUUCGGUAUAUCCUCCCUUUCGCUUUCUCCCCAAUGUCAUAUUUCUACCUUUCUAAGAAAAAUAUUGAUUAAUGCUUCCACAAGAAUAAUUGAUUUAAAUUUGCAGUCCAUUUUAGGUUCUCAAAACAACCUUAUUAAUUGGCAGACCCAUUUAGUUUAAAGGAAUGAAGCAUCUUCUUCAGGUACCAUGUAUUUUUUAAAUACUAAACAUCCAUGCACAAUUAAUGCCCAAUUAAUGAAGGUAAGAGCUUCAGGAUGAUAAUCGAUACCUUUGAGCUUAGUCAACUACUCUAACAAUUUAAGAGAAAAUGCUGAAUUAUAUUGAAGCAGCCAAGGUGAUGUUUACAACUAAGAUGUUUGUAAUACCACCAUCCGACAGGUACCGAACCUCAUACUUCAGAAAUAUAGCUAGUAUGUGUUUCAACCGACAAGGAAGUUGUGCCGUUAACGUCUCCAGUUGCAGAUCAGAUGAUGCAAAUGCAGAUCCUGCUUGAUUCUGCAUACCUGACCCAUAUGAGAUUUAUAUAUUGUCAUAUAGCGAUAUAGCCACAAUCAGUAUUCUUGAUCUGUACGCUUCUCCAUGCAACUUUUUAAUUAUGGACUUCCUAAAAUUAUUCAACUUGGCUGACACCUCAUAUGAGUGUUGUGCAUUGGAUUUGCAAUGCUUUUCUCUACCUUUGGUUUUCUUGAAAGGAUGCAUCUGUUCAAGUGUUCAGUCAGAAGUGGUUGUGAGAUCUGUUGUACCUUGUACUGAAUGAUUUCCUUUUAAAGAAAGAAAUGAUUCCCUUGAAAGGAAGUCUUGGUGUUAUUUACUUAUUUUCAUUGUAUUUGCUGAAAGAUGUUUGAAUUGUUAUAUUUUCCGGGAGAAAAAAUAACAGGGGAGUAAAAAAAAGUUCAGUUUCUUUGUGGUAAGGUCCCUGCAUUUCAUGUUCAAGCAUUGCUAUGAUAUGGCCAAGAUUUAGCAUGAAGGCUCAAAUGCAAGCCAAGCUGUUGUUUUCUGUACAAGGUUAUGCAACCUUUUUGAUCUUGGUGUCUUCCAUUGGUUUCAUAAAUGUCUCUUUUACUCUUUAGCUUGCAAAGUUCUUUAUAUUUUUGCUGGCAUGCCUUUGGUCCUGUUCUAGAGUAGAGAUUUUGUCAACCCUGGAUAGCACUUUUUAUGUUUCUUUUUUAGACAGUCAGAAUGCACUACAUUUAUACUUAUUCCUUCUUUUAUUCUACUCUUCAGGUUUGUGUAAUGGCUGCCACAGACAACAACAUGCUUUCACAGACGCCACAGGCCUUAGCAAAGCUAUUGCUGAAACCGCUGCCCCACACCCUGAGAGAGAGAUACUGAGAUAGAGAGAUUGUUGUGUGACGAAUAUUUGGCUUAUUCCACUGCAUGUGCUUUGCUCACAAUAUGGCCUGGUGAUCCUUCUUGAAAGAAUACAAAGAGAACAAAUAAAAUCACAUGCUAAGUCCAGCAAGAGAAUAUUACAAUACCAUUGAUAGAGGAAAACUGUGUGUCAUUGCACUAAUAGUAGGAAUAAACAUGAGUACAAGGAUGAGAUCACCUGCAGAAAAACAAAAACACAAACACAGAAAUAAAAAGUCAGAAGUAGGAAGGCAAAGAAGGCAUGCCAAAGAAAUGAGGCGCAGUCAGACUGCAGGCUAGAUUCAGAGGAUAAGCUGCGCUAAGCCCUUCGCUCCAGCCGCGCACCAUAGGUGACAGAGAAGGCCAUGAGCUUGUGCUAGAGCUAGGAGUAGGGCCUGCCAAAAGAGCUGAUGCUGAACAAGACAAUCAGAAGACACCCAUGCAACCAGAAGAUGUGCGGGAAGAAUAUGAUGAAGCACGUUCUCACAGCGAGUCACCUGUCGAGCUGAGUAUCGGAGGACCUCUGCUACCUGCCUCUGCAGAAACAGGGAUUGUAAAUUCAGAGGUCUGCAGACGAGGGUUUGAUGUGAACAAUGUUCCGGUGGAUGGAGACGUGGUAAAUGCGAGGUCUUUGUCGACCUCGUCCUUGCAGGUGGAGGUUCCUCUGCGGCAGGCAGGUGACCUGGAAGCUGCAGAGGAUGACGAGAGUGGUGGGGUUGGUGGGGGAGUGAGGAAGAAGCUGAAGCUGUCCAAGGAGCAGUCUAUGUUCCUGGAGGAUAGCUUCAAGGAGCACAGCACCCUGAGCCCAAAACAGAAGAGUGAUUUAGCGAAGCGGCUCCACCUUCGACCACGCCAAGUGGAGGUCUGGUUUCAGAACAGAAGAGCUAGGACAAAGCUAAAGCAAACCGAGUUAGACUGCGAGUAUCUGAAGCGUUGGUGCGAGACGCUAACGAAGGAGAACCGAAGGCUCCAAAGAGAGGUGGCAGAGCUGCGUGCCUAUCGUACCACCUACCCGUUCUACAGCCAACCUGCAGGGUUCGGCGCUGCCCGGGUGUGCCCCUCACGUGAUAACAAGGUCACAGCUUGCUCCCCUGUCCUCACCGCCGUAUCAUCGCCGGUGGUUGCACCGGCGUCAUCGUUGAUGCCCACCUUGUUCGCCAGGCCUUACUUCGGGCUCCGCCGCCAGCCUUCGGCGACCUUGUGAUGCAUGAAGCUCUUGUGCGUGUUGGUAAAUUAUACAGUAAAUAGUUACUUUUGCUCAGCCUAUGUCCUACCAAAAUGAUUGUUAGGGAUGCAUCAUACCAUAUACUGUUCAUAAAAAGAAAGCAUACUUUGUAAAAUGUAGUUGUAAAGUAGACAUGACAAAUGAUGUUACAAACGACCUGAUGUGUAUCCCAGCUAGACCAGUAGGUUUGAAUUUUCUGGUUGCGUAAUUGACUUUGGGGAGCUUGUCAUUGUACAAUAUGAAAUGGUUUGUAGGAGAAUAUCAUCCCGGUAUGGUAAAUUGGCUUUU